AUGCGAGUGUACACUCCACACAAGACCGCCGCCCACCACAAGGCGAAUGCUGCUGUGGCCGAGUCCGUCGACAACCCAAUUGAGCUGCCCAUUAUCGACUUUGCAGAUCUCCAGGGCGAUGAAAAUACACGUCGCAGCGCCGCGGCAGAGCUUGACCAGGGCUUCCAGACUUACGGCUUCGUGUACCUGGCGAAUCAUGGCAUUCCUCAAGAGAUGGUUGACGAGGCGUUUUAUUGGGCUGGAAGAUACUUUGAGAUUCCUCUUGACAUCAAGUUGCUGGCUCGGCGUCCAGAUAAUCGUCCCUCGCUGAAGUACAAUCGAGGUUACGUCCCAGAGAAGACCGAUUACGACCUAUCAGAGUUCUUGGCCACCGAGAGGACUGGAGGGUUCGAAUUGAGUCCCCCAGAGCGUAAGGAGACAUUUGAGAUGGGCAACCCAUCCCUGGACGAGGACAGGCCGAACUACUGGGCCACACACCACGAGCUGCCCGGCUUCAAGGAGUUUCAAUACCGCUGGUGGAAGAUGUGCAUCGCGCUCCAACAGAAGCUACUUGGAGUGUUGGGCGAGGCUUUGGGACUACGAGACGCAAAGUUGCUCCGCAAGCAAGAGGCUCACAAUGACAGCCACAUGACAAUCGCGCACUAUCCAAACAUGCGCCUCACUCCGCUCAAGUCGCGUCAACAACGCUGGUUCAACCCACACACCAACAUGGGCGGCCUGACUCUCAUGUUCCAGAACGAAGUCGGCGGGCUCGAAGUACACAACGACAACGUCUUCAAGCCCGUCCGCCCCAUUCUAGGUACGAUCCUUCUCAGUGUUGGUGAAAUGCUCGAGCGACAGACCAACGGCCGGUGGAAGUGCGCCCUCCAGCAAGUCGCUCUCCCAGAUUUGCACACGCUGGAGCACGGCUUCAAGCCCAACAGCGACGUCGUCGAUAGGUUUUCCAUCGCAUACCAUGGCAUGCCCGACCCGGGGAUCCGCAUCUACCCUUUGCCAGAGUGCCCAGAUGGCAAAUGGAUGCCAAACCUGGGCGACUCACCUUGUCCUCAUGACUCUCCUACAUCUUACGAGCUGCAGGACAAGAGACUCAAAGAGGAACGAUAUGGUCCAGGAGGUUUCAAACCUAGGGAGCUUUGUGGUUGUGAUGGUUAUUACAUAGUGUAA
Ilyonectria robusta is the source of this 1164-nucleotide messenger RNA. RefSeq lists its product as uncharacterized. Bases 1 to 1164 code for a protein of 387 amino acids. The transcript has 2 exons. The record is from RefSeq and is a predicted model, not a curated record. Lineage: Eukaryota; Fungi; Ascomycota; Sordariomycetes; Hypocreales; Nectriaceae.